AUGAAGGCUAGCUUAGCCACUUGUCCCAAGCAUCUUUUGGCAUCAUUACCUGUGUUUUCAACCUCUACGAUUACUUAUGUUCAAUGGGACCCCAGUUCAGAAGGCUUAACUCCAUUGCAGUUGCAUCACGAGUCUCUUGCAAUCCUGCCUCCUGUUAAAGUUAAUCGCAUGUUGAUUAAUGACCUGGAUGAAAAAUUUCAACUCUACGAUAAUCAGCUUAGUGCUGUAAGGCGAAAGGCAGAUAGUCUUAUUGACCAGAUUGAGGAAACGUUUGACUCCUCCUACGACGAGUAUGUUGCUUUCACCGCUCUUGGCCUG
Messenger RNA from Porites evermanni, 318 nucleotides. The record is from the annotation of a GenBank genome assembly. NCBI's taxonomy places the organism in Eukaryota, Metazoa, Cnidaria, Anthozoa, Scleractinia, Poritidae.